Symbiodinium natans is the source of this 1791-nucleotide messenger RNA. Lineage: Eukaryota; Dinophyceae; Suessiales; Symbiodiniaceae. The record is from the annotation of a GenBank genome assembly.
AUGCUGGGUCGCUUGAUAUGGAAGCUUCUGCUGCGGCCAGCUGGACGUGCACGCCUUUCUUUGCUAUUUUGGUUUCGACGGCAGCGUGCAACAGAACGACAAGUGCUGUACGCGGUAGUUCCUGCGGACAAUUCACCGACAGAGGUGACGUGGAUGCCGGCACCGCCUCAACGCAUGCAAGGGGCAGUCCGAUGUGUGUGCAUCUCUGAUACGCACCUGCAGCAUCGACGCCUGCACGCACCAAUGCCCCUGGGAGAUAUCCUCAUCCAUUGUGGUGACGUGCUCCUGGAAAGCAGCGGGGCCACAGUAAAGGACAUAUCCGCCCUUACGGACUUCAACAAUUGGCUCGGCACCCUCUCGCACAAGCACCGCGUGUUGGUUGCAGGGAAUCAUGACGGUGCUUUCCGGGAUCUCCGUGCAGCUGGUGUGAAGAAUCUCCUUCCCCAGUGCAGAUACCUGGAGGAUGAGUCCAUGGAGCUGGAACGCCUAAAGAUCCAUGGAUCGCCACUGUCUGCCGGCGCUAGCUCGAAUGAUGCCUUUCAGAGCCAAAGUGGCUACGACGAAGCCAAAGCAGUUUCUGCCAUACCUGAAGGCUUGGACAUCCUUGUGACUCACGGGCCAGCCGGUGAAGGAGCACUGGGCCGCGCCAGCGCGCGCCUGCAGGAGAGAAUCGACCAGGUGAGGCCGCGGGUGCAUGUCUUCGGCCACUAUCACCUAGGUCACGGGGUGGUUUGCAGCGAUGGUGCGGACGUCUCAGAACAUUUCUCUUGCGGAAACAAUGAUAGCAGUGUGCUGCCAGCAGCCGGCAUGCUCGUGUUCACCGAACCAUGCGAACGUGGAGCAGUCCUGCAACUUGCAACUUCUACGGACGUCGUGCUGCAGUUCUGGAAGCUGGAGGCUCGUCAUCUCUACCUGCUGUUGAACUGGCCGGACUGCCUCAUGCGGGCCAAUCUUGACGCGACGGGCCGAGAAGUGCUCCUAAAAAAGCUCGGCCACCCGAACUCCCUGGCGGUAGAUGACGUGAGGCAGAAGCUGUACUUCUCCGAAUCUGACGACGAGUCGGACCGGAUCAUGCGGUGCGACCUGGAUGGCGGAAACCUGGAGGAGGUCGUAACAGACGUCCAUGUGCAGGGAAUCGCCACAGAUUCAGAGGGCAGGGUUUACUGGACGGAGUUGAGCAGCUCCCAGAUCCAGCGCAGCAGUCUGAAUGGUUCUGGUGCCGAAGUCCUGGUGCGAGAUUUGCAGGAGCCAGCGGGCUUAGUCGUGGACUCACAGGCUGGCCGGAUGUACUGGGCCGAUCAAUGUGGCUACGAGGAAACUGGCAGGAUCCAAAGUGCCCGCUUGGAUGGCUCCGAUGUCACCACUCUGUACAACGCAUCGCAUCCCAUGCAUGUUGCUUUGGAUUCUCGUGGGCAAGUGUACUGGACAGACGCAGGCAGCUUCGAGAUUCGCAGGUGGCAGCCCGAUGGAUCUUUCACAGAAGUCCUGUACAACAAGACGGUCGUACCGCUACCGGAUCCGAAGUUUCCGAAGUAUCCCCACACUCAGCGCACGGGUCUCUUGGAUCCCCAGGGGAUUGCGGUCGACUCCGUGGAAGGCAAAGUCUACUGGACUCAGCUUGGCACGCAGUACGCGAAGCAUGGGGGACCAUCGAUACAGCGGAACAGCAAGCUUCAGCGUGCGAACCUGGAUGGCAGUGAGAUCGAGACCUUGGCAGAGUUCGGUGCCACGCAACCUGUGGCUCUCGUCAUCUCCAACAGCCCAACAGCUCACACCAAAACCGAGCUGUAA